UAAUCUAUAACGUCUGAUAUAUUAUCUAUAAUGACAAAAUGAGAGAAAGGGAGGCAAGUACGUACAGAGAUCUACAUUUUCCGGCUUCGAUCAUCGGAGGAUCUUUCGCCGCCGUCUCUAUUUGUCUCUCCGUUUUCCUUAUUCUCCAGCAUCUCCGUUUCUACACCAAUCCCUCUGAGCAAAAAUGGAUUGUUCCUGUUCUGUUUAUGGUCCCAGUUUAUGCUACUGAAUCGAUUAUUUCCUUGUCAAAUGCAAAAUUCUCGCUGCCUUGUGACAUUUUGAGAAACUGCUAUGAGGCUUUCGCUUUGUAUUCCUUUGGAAGUUACUUGGUCGCAUGUCUAGGUGGUGAAAGGAGAGUUGUUGAAUUGCUUGAAAACGAAUCAAGAGAACCAUUAUUAGAAGGAGAAGCAAAUGAGAAGAAGCAGAAACAGAGGAAUCCAUUUUGGAAGUUCUUGUGUGAACCAUAUGUCUUGGGACGAGAGCUCUUUGUGAUAGAGAAGUUCGGUCUUGUCCAGUAUAUGAUCCUCAAAACCUUUUGUGCAUUCUUGGCAUUUUUGUUGGAGCUUCUCGGUGUUUAUGGUGAUGGUGAAUUCAAAUGGUAUUAUGGAUAUCCAUACAUAGUGGUGGUGCUAAACUUCAGCCAGAUGUGGGCUCUGUUUUGCCUAGUGCAGUUCUACAACGUUACUCAUGAACGGCUUAGAGAAAUCAAACCCUUGGCCAAGUUCAUUAGCUUUAAAGCCAUAGUGUUUGCCACUUGGUGGCAAGGCUUUGGGAUCGCGUUGCUUUGUUAUUACGGUGUGCUUCCAAAAGAAGGAAGAUUCCAAAACGCAUUGCAAGAUUUCCUCAUCUGCAUCGAGAUGGCCAUCGCAGCCGUGGCUCAUCUCUUUGUUUUCCCAGCUGAGCCUUACCACUACAUCACAGUAUUGGAGUGUGGUAAAAUCACGGCAGAAACUAGCAAGAAGACAGAAGUUAAACCAGACGAAGGAGGCGGUCUUGUAGAGACGAUAGAGACUCACGUUGAAGCAUCUGGUACGAGCAUUAAGGAGAGCGUGCAAGAUAUAGUUAUGGACGGUGGACAACACGUAGUGAAGGAUGUGGUUCUUACGAUAAACCAAGCGAUGGGACCUGUGGAGAAGGGUGUAACUAAGAUCCAAGAUACGUUUCAGCAGAAGCUUUUGGAUUCAGAUGGUAAAGAGGAAACAGAAGUGACCGUUGAGACUUCACUGGAGCAAAAAGAUUCAUGAUGAGGUCGUACCAUUACA
Molecule: messenger RNA, 1262 nt
Organism: Eutrema salsugineum
Lineage: Eukaryota; Viridiplantae; Streptophyta; Magnoliopsida; Brassicales; Brassicaceae
Product: protein LAZ1 homolog 2
Exons: 6
Coding region: 39-1244 (401 amino acids)
Biological process (GO): transport
Molecular function (GO): transporter activity
Source: RefSeq, a predicted model, not a curated record